Molecule: messenger RNA, 1983 nt
Organism: Carya illinoinensis
Lineage: Eukaryota; Viridiplantae; Streptophyta; Magnoliopsida; Fagales; Juglandaceae
Exons: 4
Coding region: 1-1983 (660 amino acids)
Source: RefSeq, a predicted model, not a curated record
AUGCUACUUAACUUGUUACGGACUGCCUUUCCUGAUGCUGAAUUGCCACAUUCAUAUGAGGAAUCAAAGUCAUUGGAGUGGGGUUUGGAUAUAAAUUAUCACAAAAUUCAUGCAUGUCCCAAUGACUGCAUUUUAUUCUGGAAGGAAAAUGCUAAUCUUAAUGAAUGUCCUACCUGUAAGGCUUCAAGGUGGGUGCCUAAUACACACAAGGCUAGUCUUAUCCCUCAAAAAGUGUUAAGGCAUUUUCCUUUGAAGCCAAGAUUGCAACGUCUUUUCAUGACUGCAAAUAUAGCCCGUGAAAUGAGAUGGCAUAAAGAGCAACGGCCAAUCGAUGAGUCUAGUAUGAGACAUCCUGCAGACGCAGAGUCCUGGAAGAGAUUUGAUGAGGACCAUAGUUGGUUCACACAGGAUGCUCGCAAUGUUAGGCUUGGCCUGGCAAGUGACGAUUUCAAUCCCUUCAAUAAUAUGGCUAAACCGUAUAGCAUUUGGCCAGUAAUCUUGGUAUCGUAUAACUUGCCACCUUGGUUGUGUAUGAAGGACCAAUUCUUCAUGACAUCCCUCAUUAUUCCUGGGCCAAAAUAUGCGGGUAAUGACAUUGAUGUUUAUUUGCAACCGUUAGUCGAUGAACUGCUUGAAUUUUGGGAACAAGGGGUACCUAUGUAUGAUGCCUCCACAAAGGAAACCUUCAUGUUGCACGCUGCUUUAAUGUGGACAAUCAAUGACUUUCCAGCAUAUGGGAUUCUUUCUGGGUGGUCAACAAAAGCAAGAUUGGCUUGUCCAUCUUGUAAUGAGGGCACUGACUCCAAUUGGUUAAAGUAUGGUCGAAAACAUUGUUAUAUGGGACAUCAUCAUUUCUUGCCAUCCGAUCACAUGUGGCAAAAGAGGAAAAAUUUGUUCAAUGGUAAAGAAGAUCAUCGCAUUCAACCAAGUGUUUUAGAAGGAUCAGAUAUUUUAGCUCAACUUCUGAUGCUUGGGGAUGUGCAAUUUGGUAAAUCUCAUCGAAAGAGAAAACGCACUGUUGAAGAGUUGAACUGGACAAAAUAUAGCAUUUUCUUCAAACUACCGUAUUGGGUAACCCUGCGUCUUCGACAUAAUCUAGAUGUCAUGCAUAUUGAAAAGAAUAUUUUCAAUAACAUCUUGUGCACUUUAAUGAACAUAACUGGUAAAAUUAAAGAUAAUAUCAAUUCUCGAUGUGACUUGGAGAUUUUGGGAUUUAGAAAAGAAUUACAUUUGAAGUAUGAUGGUGAACGUGUUACAAUGCCACAAGCAUUAAUCUCAGGAUUGAAAAGCCAUGACUGUCAUGUCUUCAUGCAAAGACUACUUCCUAUUGCUGUGGGGGGGAUUUUACGAACUGAUAUUGCAUUGGCCUUGAUUGAACUGUGCACUUUCUUCAAGGGGUUGUGUGCUCGAACCCUGGAUGUUUACCAAAUAUCCCAGUUUGAAAUUGAUAUUGCCACAAUUCUAUGCAAAUUGGAGAUGAUAUUUCCCCCAUCUUUUUUCGAUAUCAUGGUCCACCUAGCAGUCCACUUACCCCGUGAGGCCAUACUUGGGGGUCCAGUACAAUAUAGGGAGCAUUACGAGAAAUGUAGGGUGCACAUCCCUAAUUGUAUCGAUCAAACACAUCGUACUGAAUUUCCAAAUUGGUUGAAGAAACGUGUUCAAGACCAGCGUAUCACCAACCCACUUGGGGUGACCGGUGAUCUAUAUGCAUUAGCCUGUGGUCCAGAACGGUGGGUUGCAUCCUAUACUGCUUGCGUUAUAAAUGGCAAAAGGUUUCAUAUGAAACAACGUGAACUUCGGCGCCGUACACAAAAUUCAGGGGUAGUGGUAACUGGGGAUGAAAAUACUAAUAAUGUAGACUUCUACGGUGUUAUUAAUGAGAUCAUAGAGUUACACUACAUGGGUUGGCGUCGGGUGUACUUGUUCAUGUGUGAUUGGUUUGACGUGAUCCGAGACAAGGGGUACGAGUUGAUAACCAUAUAA